Messenger RNA from Nothoprocta perdicaria, 1074 nucleotides. It is a transcript of the gene RNF186, whose product is annotated as ring finger protein 186. NCBI's taxonomy places the organism in Eukaryota, Metazoa, Chordata, Aves, Tinamiformes, Tinamidae. The transcript has 2 exons. The record is from RefSeq and is a predicted model, not a curated record. The coding region runs from base 171 to 632 and encodes 153 amino acids.
CCAGAGCACCCUGCGGGACGCGCUCCAGGAAUGCACCCAGCAGCAGCGCUCACGGCAAACGCCACCGAUGGGAAUGGACUGGCACCCACCGAGGAGCACGGUACAGCGUUCACAGAGCACCAAAGCUGCUGGCCUGCCAGCACGCUUUCUGUGCCGUCUGCCUCAAGCUUAUGCUCAGGAAAGACGAUAGGACGUGGACCAUCACCUGCCCUCUGUGCAGAAAAGAAACCAUCGUGUUAGGAGGACUCAUCCGCACGCUUCACGAUAAAGACGACAUCAUGGAGCACUUGGAAAGCCCUCACUUAGCUCUGGAGAUGUACAUGGCUCCCACAGGACUGCACAGCAAGAGCUGGAUUCAAACCAGCCAGGACACUCCAUCCCGAGAACAACACGCUCCCGCGGACAACAGGCUGGCCAUCCAGAGACUGGUGCUGCUCUUGCUGCUUCUCGUGAUUCUGACCAUCCUCAUCCUCCCCUUUCUGUACUCCGGGCUGAUAAAAUGGGUCAUCUGCCUUAUGCUUACGCUGGGGGUGAUCAUGUCCCUGGUGCUCUGCUGCAACCCCAAGCUCUACUGCAGCGGGAACUCGCUCUCCUCCUGCCACAAGGGCAGCAACAUCAGCGCCAUCGCUUGAAUGCGAUGUCCCAGAGCUGCCACCCCAAAACGGCCAGUGAGGAGCAGUGCUCGGCAAGCCGGCUCUGGAAUUAACCUUUCCCAUAACAACCUCACCAAAUGUGGCUCUUAUUCCACUAAGACUCAAUGCCAAUACAUAGUAGUGCUCAAUUUUACCGCCUGAACAGAGUGAACUAUUUAUAUGUGGUAUUUUUAACACAUAAAAUGGCAGGCUAUUUGUGAUUUGUGCUUCAGACAGGUAAUUUUGCUGUUCUGCUUUUGUCACUUUGUUCUUGUUAUCUCUGGACGAGUGCAGAAGAACAUCAUCCAAAAUGCCUUACAGAUGUUAUCCUGCAAAAAUCUCUAUCUGCUAUUGUGCUUUCUACUCUCUUAACACACAUACGCUUUGGGAGAUGGUCACUUUAGCACAGCUUAUUACUUUAAUCUCGGUCAAAAUGGUUGUU